GCACGUACCCCUUAGCCGCGACGAGAGCCGGUCGCGUGCAUACCGGCGAGAGGAACCUCGCAACUUACACACUCUCGCGCCUCGAGCCAAGACGACAAGGGCCGAGCAGCCGCGGUGGCAGUGAGAGCCUUGCGCGCGUACCGGCUCGCCGUGGGUGGUUUCCUUGCUCGCUGGCUGUGGUCCGCGCGCGCUCUCCAUCCCGUUACUAUUGCCGAUGCGUCGCGGCAUUCAUUAGCGAGAGCGCGCGUCAAGCUAGGGCGCCCGGGAGAUAUCGCACCAUUCGUUCAUCUGUGAUCGGCGAGUCCUACCGUCCCCCCCCCCCCACCCGGAUUAUACGUGAUCUUCGCAAGCUCUUCUUGCCCUUCGCCGGAUGAACUUCUCUCCGUCCUUCGAGUGGGCCCUGCGUGAGUCGAAUGUGUGAUCAGUGAGACCACGGUGCUACCGAGUGACCAUCUGAGGAAGGCCAAGCAGCGUCGUCGUGGUCAGUGGAUUAUACGGGCAUUUCCUCGCCGUCGCUGCUUCGUAGCUGAACCGUCCUUCGGCAACGGCGAUGCGCUGCCGGCUACUGCUCGCGGCUUUUGCGACGCUCUGGCUCGCUUCACUGCUCAACACCGAUGCGGUCAGCGCAGCCAACGUCUUCUCGUCGGUGGCGCAUAUGAACGACCUGAUGUCCCUGGAGCAAAGGCUUGUUUACAAGGUCAGCGACUUCCUACACCGCAUGGAAACCAAGCUGGGCUACCUGCGCAGCUUUCUGAACGACUACUACGAGACGACGGCGUCCAAAGACCGGCAGCUCACGCACUCUUCCGCCGACCACGAGUACGACACCCGCACGGCCAGCCCCAUCGAUGCGUACAACACCAUAAAGCGGCUGUCGGUCGACUGGAACGAGAUCGUGCACCAGUUCAGGGAGCCCGACUGGAUGGAGAUCGAGAGGCUGAUGGUGGAGUCGAACGACACGUUCCCGCGCCAGAGCGACCUGCUGGACGCCGGCGAAGCGCUCAUCCGCAUCCAGAAGACUUACCGGCUCAACCUCACCGACAUGGCCAAGGGAGUCAUCAUGGGACACAAGGCGACGGCGCAGCUCACCGCGCGAGACUGCCUGUACUUCGGCCAGCUGCUCUACAGCAAGUCUGACUUCGAGCACGCCACCAAGUGGUUCGAGGAGGCACUCACGAGGCUGAGCCUCGAGAAGCAGCCGUCUAUUACGCCGAAGACGGUGCACGCUUACCUCGCCAGCAGUCUCGAACAGCUGGAGGAACAGCAGCGGCUGCAAGAAGAACAGCGCUACAGCACGGAACCUUACGCUGAAGUCAGCCCGAAGACACCCAGCCUUGCAAUGCCCUAUGCCGAAGGAUACCUGGAGACGUACAACAACCUCUGCCGUGGAGACAAAAUCCGGAAUGCUACCGAAGAGAAGGACCUGCGCUGUUACCUGAGCGUUCCGCACCCAUACUUCCGAAUCGGCCCGGUCAAAAUGGAGGUCAUGAGCCUAGACCCCUACAUCGUCCAGUUCUACGACGUCAUCUGGCCCAAGGAGAUACGAGCAAUUCGCAGCAUUGGAGAUCCCAUACUGGCCCGUGCCACAGUUCGCGAGACGACCGAGAACACGGUGUCCCACGGCCGCAUCAGUCAGGUGGCGUGGGUGAGCCCAGACACCCACCCGCUGCUGGAAAGGGUCAACCAACGGGUGGCCAUGCUUACCGGACUGUCGACUGACUACGAGCGCGGAGACUCCGAGAUUAUACAGUACAACUCCUACGGACCCGGAGGCCACUACGAACCGCAUCACGACUACCUGCUAGAGGGACUCACGAAGGAGCAGCAAGAAGAAGUAGACGAAGAGGACAAAAAGUCCGGAGACCGCAUCGCCACCUUCAUGUUCUACCUUUCAGACGUGAGUUUGGGAGGUUCGACUGUGUUCCCCUACGCCAAGGCGGGUGUCUCUCCGCGAAUGGGCUCGGCUGCCUUCUGGUACAACAUGCGCGAGGAUGGCAGCUACGACGUGCGCACAUUGCACGGCGCAUGCUCCGUGCUACAUGGCACAAAGCACGUUGCCAACCUAUGGAUUCGAACCAAUGGCCAGAUGUUCAAGCGACCAUGCCCAGCGGCGAAACGGAAACGGACGCUAGAUUCUGUGAAGCUGUGAUAGUUGUUACCUGUGUUACUUUAUUUCUUGUUCCUGCUGCUUAUUUGUUCCUCCUCCUUGUACUUUUCUCCUCGCGAUUUUUUUCAUUGGGAACGACGGGUCGUCCCUGUUAGUGUCUAUUGUUUUUAUUUUUAAAUAAAGAGAAAAGAAAAUCAAA
Messenger RNA from Dermacentor andersoni, 2306 nucleotides. RefSeq names its product prolyl 4-hydroxylase subunit alpha-2-like. The record is from RefSeq and is a predicted model, not a curated record. Gene Ontology annotation, cellular component: endoplasmic reticulum. Gene Ontology annotation, biological process: peptidyl-proline hydroxylation to 4-hydroxy-L-proline. Gene Ontology annotation, molecular function: procollagen-proline 4-dioxygenase activity; iron ion binding; L-ascorbic acid binding. Lineage: Eukaryota; Metazoa; Arthropoda; Arachnida; Ixodida; Ixodidae.